AUGCAGAUGUCUAACCUUAAUGGUAGAUAUUGGAACUUCAUAAGGAGGAUGAGAGGCCAAAACAUGAGCCAAUGUGUUUAUUUUAACAACGUGGGUAGGGUAGACCCUGAAACUGGAGAGGCCUUACCUCCUGGCCAGAGGGGCGAACUGUGGCUGCGAGGUCCAACAGUCAUGAAAGGUUAUGUAGGAUAUGACAAGGCAACUGCUGAGACCUUGGACUCAGACGGGUUAAAGGAAUUGAUCAAGCACAAGGCCUAUCAGGUACCCCCAGCUGAUUUGGAACCUAUACUUCAAUCCCAUCCCGACAUUGCCGAUGCCGCUGUGAUUCCGUAUCCUGAUGAAGAAGCAGGGCAGAUUCCAAUGGCCUAUGUAGUUAGAAAGCCUAGAAGCAAUAUCAAAGAGGCUGCAGUUACGGGUUUUGUUGCAAAACAAGUUGCACCCUACAAGAAGAUUGGACAAUGUAUAGUUUAUCAACUCGAUUCCCAAAUCUCCGGCAGGAAAGAUCUUGUGGAGGGAGCUCGUUAG
Molecule: messenger RNA, 525 nt
Organism: Prunus armeniaca (apricot)
Lineage: Eukaryota; Viridiplantae; Streptophyta; Magnoliopsida; Rosales; Rosaceae
Source: the annotation of a GenBank genome assembly